AUGGGGCUUGAACGUGCGUCGCAGCGCAAGAAGCCACAGCGCAAUGUUGUACUGACCAUUGAGCAGAAGGAGAAGCUUCAAGAAUGGCAGCAACUGGCCGAGCAUGGCUUUGAGAUUCACCGCCGCGCAGAACGUUACUAUGAGCAAGUCAAUUUUUGGACGCUUUCUUUGCCAUCUGUCGUCCUCUCUGCAAUUGCGACGGUAUGGACACUGGCAACCGAACAGACCAGCUUUCCGAACAACAGGGUCUACAUAGCCUCAAUCUCAGGUUUGACCACUAUUGUCAGUUCUGUGGGUUCCUACUGGCGCUGGCAAGCCCGCAUGGAGAAGAAUCGCUUUGCGUCUGAGCGUUACAACAGCCUUUUGAACCGACUGACGCUGCUGAAAGCGCGAUUGCAGAUGGGAGACGUUGACUUCAGUCAUGUGCUUCAGGAAGUGGAAAAUACAAUCCAUGAGAUUCUCAAGACUUGUGGGCCUCCAGAUCUUCGCAUACAGCAGCGUUUUGAGUGGGAAGAGAAGACUUCGCAGUUUGAGCUGUUGGAUCGACUGACAACUCUGAGGGAUUCCCACGAAUGUCCCUGGAUCCGCUUUUGUUGUCCGUGCUGCUGGCGGAGUUGCAUGAAGGUGUGCCCCUGUUGCAAAAGGAGAAAAGACAGCGACGGGGCCGUACAGCCCAUGACCAUCCUGAACCAGAAGAUUCGGGAAUUUUCCAAAAAGACCCAAGAUGUCAGUGUAGACGAGUUCAAAGACUACUUUUGGCAGCUCUUUCGAAUGGCCAGCAACAGCAACAAUUUGGAAAUGUGCAAAUCGCUGAUCAAAGCAGUACCGAACUCAUUGACCGAUGAUGCCGAUGUGAAAUUCAAGUCCGUGGAGCCUUCGAAGAAGUCUCCCUUACAUUUUUCAGUCCAAGACAAUUUUCACCAGCUGGGCCAGUGGCUCUUUGAAACCUAUCCAAAGCAAAUCAGACGCCAUUGCUUAGUCCUGGAUUGCCAUAGCAAGAUCCCUUUAGAUUACAUGCCCACGGAGAAAAACGAGUGGAUGCGGUGGAAUGCGGUGAAUUCUCGUGAAGGAGGUGGAGCUGCUGCAUUCUACACUCGGCUCCUGUUUGAGACCAUUCAACAAUGGUGUAUAGAAAUGAGCGACUUGCGCAGCUUUGAAGACAAAGAGAGGAUGAAGGGCCACGGAAAGGAACUCUGCCGUCGCAUUAAACUCUUCAGCGAAAGGCAUGCAGCUGCCCAUGUGGAUAUAGCCUGUCCCAAGCGCCACACUGUGCUUCAUCUCUUGGCUGUGCAUGGAGUGGAGGAACAGGAGCCUCUUCAGCUCGGGUCUGAUCGUGAUUCUGAACAUCAUGGUGAACGCUCACAGCGCACACUCUUGAGUUUGCUCAUUCAUGCGGACACGGGCUUUGGAUCCGACACGAUUGACACAAAGGAUAGUGCUGAGCACAAGGCUCCAUUGGAGCUGGCGGCAGAGCAGCGGCACGCGCGAGCAUUCAAGAUGCCGCUCAUCGAAGAAUAA
Messenger RNA from Cladocopium goreaui, 1518 nucleotides. The record is from the annotation of a GenBank genome assembly. Lineage: Eukaryota; Dinophyceae; Suessiales; Symbiodiniaceae.